This is a messenger RNA of Sciurus carolinensis (gray squirrel), 552 nucleotides long. Its product is annotated as adrenodoxin-like. The record is from RefSeq and is a predicted model, not a curated record. Gene Ontology annotation, molecular function: 2 iron, 2 sulfur cluster binding. Gene Ontology annotation, cellular component: mitochondrion. NCBI's taxonomy places the organism in Eukaryota, Metazoa, Chordata, Mammalia, Rodentia, Sciuridae. Gene Ontology annotation, biological process: P450-containing electron transport chain; positive regulation of oxidoreductase activity.
AUGGCCGCCGAGGGGAGUGGCCGGCUCCUGCGCUUCGCCUCCGCGGCCCUGGGUGGCCAGCUCGCUGCUCUGCUCCUCGCCGGACCCCACGCGGGAGCCUGCAGCCGGCUGGGGAACCCGGGACCCGGCCUGGGCGGUGGCCCGCGGGCAAGCCAGUCGCUGAGCCUGUCGGUGCGGAGCAGCUCAGAAGAUAAGGUAACAGUCCACUUUAUAAACAGAGAUGGUGUAACAUUAACAACCAAAGGAAAAGUCGGUGACUCUCUGCUUGAUGUUGUGAUUGAAAAUAAUCUAGAUAUUGAUGGUUUUGGUGCCUGUGAGGGAACCCUGGCUUGCUCUACCUGUCACCUCAUCUUUGAAGAUCACAUAUAUGAGAAGUUAGACACAGUUACUGAUGAGGAAAAUGACAUGCUUGAUCUGGCUUAUGGACUCACAGACAGAUCACGGUUGGGCUGCCAAAUCUGUUUGACCAAAUCCAUGGACAAUAUGACUGUUCGAGUACCUAAGGCCGUGGCUGAUGCCAGACAAUCUAUUGACGUUGGCAAGAAUUCCUAA